CCUCUCUCUAUGGUAAUUUCCGUUUCUCUCGACUCUCUGAGAAGGUAUAAAAGCAUCAAACAGUCUCUCCAUACCCUCAUUCGAUUACCCACAAGUCUUUCGAAUACUCGACAUCCACGAUGUUCUCUCUCAAGCAAUCCAUCAUCGUUGCAUUGCCUUUGUCUAUUGGCUUGGUCAACGCACUCACUGGGGAUGCCACCUGGUACACCCUCAACGGCGGAACCGGGGCCUGCGGUGCUCCCCUGCAGAACUCUGACCACAUCGUCGCGCUCUCCAGCGACCAAUACGCUGGAGGGGCGCACUGCUGGAAACACAUCGGAGUGCACUACAAGGGCAAAUUUGUAGACGCUACCAUCGGGGACCUUUGCCCUGGCUGUGGUCAGAAUGGGAUUGACCUUUCGCCGUCUGCAUUCGAGAAGCUCGCACCUCUCGAUGACGGGCGUAUCCAGGUUACGUGGAACUAUGAGUAGACCUUUCUAUCCAAUAUAUUGGGAAGGAUUGUCGAAUUUCCUCACUAUUUCAAUGCUCUGUGACUUUAACUACUAAUCUAUGCGUUCAUGUUAACCAAAGAAUUGUG
Molecule: messenger RNA, 577 nt
Organism: Desarmillaria tabescens
Lineage: Eukaryota; Fungi; Basidiomycota; Agaricomycetes; Agaricales; Physalacriaceae
Product: riboflavine-aldehyde-forming enzyme
Exons: 3
Coding region: 120-470 (116 amino acids)
Source: RefSeq, a predicted model, not a curated record